UAGUAACCUCAUCGCUCUCAUAGUUCUAAUUGAUUAAAUAUACUGCACUGUUUAAUUUAAGAUUUACUCUAUAUAUAACCAUAAAACGUAAUUUAUAAUGGCCAAGUCGUUGAGAUCCAAAUCUAAGUUGAGAGCUAAGUCCGUUAAGAGAAAGGGUGAAUUUGCCAAGUUUGUGGAUGGUAGAAAUGAUAGACUUGCAGCCAAAUUAGAAGAACAUACCAAGAAGCAAGAAGAAGAAAAGGCUGCUAAGAAGGCUCAAGACCCUGAAGUUAAGGCCGAAGAAACUGAAGGCAUGGAAGUUGACAACUCUGCUGAAUCUACCACUGACAAGAAGGUUAGCACUUCCGGCUGGAGAGAUUCUAGAAAUCAAAUUUACAAGCAAAGAAAGCUUAAGGGAAAGAAGGGUAAGGUUGUCAAGUUUUAAAGAAAGAAAACAAACCCCUUGAUAGAAUUUUUGCAUUGUCAAUUUUAGACCCAAGUAUUCUCCCCCUUGUAUAUUAGUUGCAUACCUUUAGUUCGUAGAUCUAUCCCGAUCUGAGUAUGGUUUUUUAUAAAUGGACUCAAUUCAUUUGUCCCUAUAUAAUCGUUUAUCAAAAUCAAAAAGAAUUGAUUGAUUAGAAAUAUUCAUUGUAGUAUUUAUUUAUAUAUAUAUAUUUUUAUGUGAGUUUAAUGAA
This is a messenger RNA of [Candida] anglica, 674 nucleotides long. The record is from the annotation of a GenBank genome assembly. NCBI's taxonomy places the organism in Eukaryota, Fungi, Ascomycota, Pichiomycetes, Serinales, Debaryomycetaceae.